Messenger RNA from Salvia hispanica, 2225 nucleotides. Its product is annotated as putative pectin methyltransferase QUA3. Lineage: Eukaryota; Viridiplantae; Streptophyta; Magnoliopsida; Lamiales; Lamiaceae. Gene Ontology annotation, molecular function: S-adenosylmethionine-dependent methyltransferase activity. The record is from RefSeq and is a predicted model, not a curated record. Gene Ontology annotation, cellular component: trans-Golgi network; endosome; cytoplasm.
CUCUUUUGUUGUUAAUUAAUCCUGUUGCACCAUUUCCAAUCCUAAUUCCUGAGUAGGCAAUUAAUAAGAAAAAGGAUAUUGCAAAACACCGACCUUGCAUCGCGACAGCCAAUUCAGAUCUUCAAGAAAUACUCACACCCACUGACACUCCACCACACUGCGUGUAUGUUUAGUGUAAAGAUGAGAUCUUGAAGCAUCUGCGCUACAUUUGAGUGUGAAUUCAGCACAUGGGCCUCUUCAAUCUCGCGUCUUCCAAGAACCGCCACGGGCGCCAAUGGCGGCUGCUCGAUGCCAUCGUUGCCGCCUUCUUUGCCGCGCUUCUGCUCUUCUUCUUCCUCGUCUUCUCUCCGCUGGGCGACUCGCUCGCGGCCUCGGGGCGCCAGACGCUGCUGCGCUCGGAUCCGCGCCACCGCGGCCGGCUGGUGGCGCUGGUGGAGCACGGCCGCCAGGCGGUGGCGAUCGAUGCUUGCCCCGCCGAUAUGGUGGAUCACAUGCCGUGUGAGGAUCCCAGGAUCAACAGCCAGCUCAGCAGGGAUAUGAAUUUCUACAGGGAGCGGCAUUGCCCUCGCCCUGAGGAGACGCCGCUCUGUUUGAUCCCGCCGCCGGAUGGCUACAAGGUUCCUGUGCAGUGGCCGGAGAGUUUGCAUAAGAUAUGGCAUGAUAACAUGCCUUACAAUAAAAUAGCAGAUAGGAAAGGCCACCAGGGAUGGAUGAAGAGGGAAGGUCCGUAUUUCAUAUUUCCUGGUGGUGGUACGAUGUUUCCUGAUGGAGCUGAACAAUAUAUCGAAAAGCUGAAACAGUAUAUUCCUAUAGCUGGGGGAACUCUGAGAACAGCUCUCGAUAUGGGGUGUGGGGUUGCUAGUUUUGGCGGAUACAUGCUUUCUGAAGGCAUGUUACCUCUUUCCUUUGCCCCGAGAGAUUCACAUAAAGCACAGAUACAGUUCGCGUUGGAGAGAGGAGUGCCAACUUUUGUUGCCAUGCUUGGCACACGUAGACUUCCAUUUUCUGGGUUUUCUUUUGAUUUGGUCCACUGUUCUCGAUGUUUGAUACCUUUCACUGCAUAUAAUGCUACAUAUUUUCUUGAAGUUGAUCGGUUACUUCGACCAGGAGGCUACCUAGUAAUAUCUGGACCCCCUGUUCAGUGGGCCAAACAAGAUAAGGAAUGGGCCGAGCUGCAAGAAGUUGCCAGAUCUUUGUGUUAUGAGCUGAAAGUUGUAGAUGGGAACACUGCCAUCUGGAAAAAACCGAUUGGGGAUUCGUGUCAUCCCAACCUGAAUAUAUUUGGGCUCAACUUGUGUGAUGAAUCUGAUGACCCAAGUUUUUCGUGGUACACCAAGUUGAAGAAAUGUAUUAGCAGGACUUCUUCUGUUAAGGGAGAAUACGCGGUUGGAGCAAUUCCAAAAUGGCCGGAGAGACUGACAACAGCUCCUUCGAGGGCUAGUGUCAUGAAAAAUGGAAUGGAUGUGUUUGAGGCCGACAAGCGUAGAUGGGCAAGAAGGGUUGCUUACUACAAAAAUUCCUUAAACAUAAAACUGGGAACUCCAUCAAUACGAAAUGUCAUGGAUAUGAAUGCAUUCUUUGGAGGCUUUGCAGCAGCCAUAAUAUCUGAUCCUGUUUGGGUAAUGAAUGUUGUCCCCGCUCGCAAGCCUUCAACCCUUGAUGUCAUUUAUGAUCGAGGACUUAUAGGAGUUUUCCAUGAUUGGUGUGAGCCCUUCUCAACGUAUCCUCGUACUUAUGAUUUGAUUCAUGUUGAUGAUAUCGAGAAUCUUGUUAAAGAUCCCAAUUCCGGAAAGACCAGGUGUAACCUUGUAGAUCUUAUGGUGGAAAUCGACAGAAUACUGCGCCCUGAAGGCACAGUUAUCAUUAGAGAUUCACCCGAAGUGAUUGACAAAAUGGAGCGAAUUUCUCGUGCCAUGAGAUGGAGGGUCUCCGUACAUGACAAAGAACCCGACUCACAUCAGAGGGAGAAAGUAUUGGUAGCAACAAAGAAAUUGUGGAAGCGUGCUGGUCCAUUGUAAGGUAGGUACUCUUGUGUAGCUUUGGUUUCAAAUUUUUGAUACAGCGACGGUUCUUGGCAAUGAAUCGUGUAGCGCUCUCGCAUAUAUUUCACUUGCACCUAUAGCACGACGUUGAAUGUAAAAAAAUGAAAAUCUAUGAUGACCCUUUUACAUUAGGAAGUCUGUAAAAUUGUUGGAAGUUCAAAUUUAUUAUGUCUCAUUCCAUUA